This is a messenger RNA of Prorocentrum cordatum, 1184 nucleotides long. Lineage: Eukaryota; Dinophyceae; Prorocentrales; Prorocentraceae. The record is from the annotation of a GenBank genome assembly.
GGAGGAGGGGGAUGAUCAGGAGGGGCACCAUCAGAAGGACGAGAGGCGGAGGCGAAGGUGGACAAAGCGCAUGUGAACCCAAGGCGCUUCCGCGAUGCACCUCCCGUGCAGAUGCCCUUCUCAGCAGUCCCCGGGAAGCUUCGAUGCCACCUCGAAGCGCCCUGUCUGCAGCGAGGCGGCCCUCCCUCGCGUCUCGCGGCCGUGGAGCGGUUCUCCUCGAGGGACGGGCGCCCCGUGGGCCCGCCUCUCGGCGCCGAGGGUCCCGUCUUGGAAGGAGCCUCUUUGCAUCGUGCUCGCGACUCCUCCCCAUCCUCCUCCUGGCAUGCCACAAGGUGGGGCAACACACCACAACGAGUGUACAAAGAAGAGUUGUGCUACAAACAACUCGUGGCACAAAGCCUUCCCGCAAAGAGCACGAGAGCCGUCGAUCGUCCACCACAGCCAACUCCAAACGAGGAGGCCACGAGGCGCCAAAUGCGUGUCGACAACUCUUCUGAAACAAAAAGAUGAGAUCGAAAAAAUGCAUGGGCGCAGCAUGCCGAAAAAUUGCGGGCUGAGCAGCGAGGAGGAGGAGGAGGAGGAGGAGGAGGAGGAGGGGGAGGGGAGGAAGAGGACGAGGCGGAGGGCGGCCUCGGCAAAAUCCGGGUUGCGACACUUCAGCCGCUUUUCCCAGGGCGGGCUGGUUACGACAGAAUUCGCCUAUUCUGCUGAACUGGAGGAGGAGGAGGAGGAGGAGGAGGAGGAGGAGGAGGGAGGAGGAGAGGAAGCCUGGAGCAAUCGAAGAAAGGGGAGCUGGCAAGGUCGGACGACCAUCACACGGACGUCCGGCCACUGUGCGGACGUUCGGCUAGCAUAGUAACACCCACGUCAGCACCGACACUGACGCCUACGUCGGCGCUUGCGCCGCCAGCAGCUUUGUUGGGACCGGCGUCGUCGCCCAGGAGCUGCGUCGACGGCAGGGUCACCUGCGGCUACCUCCACGACCUCGUGUUGCUGGCUCACUGGGGCACGGCCGUGCGCGGCGUGCGCUGAUGGCGCGGCGCGCGCGCGUGCACCCCUCCCCUCGGCUGCCCAAGACGUUGGCGAGCCGCGCGCACUUCUGUUUCUCUUCUGUCGGGAAUCUACUGGCCCCGGUCAUCUAAACCCAGGUCAGUCGGGCUGUGCAGGAUCCUGCAAGAUCAUGC